AUCCGAGGCGCCCGAGCAACCUGCAGACACGUAUUCCGUAGUCUCAAACAAACCCGUUCAACGCGACGAGAACGAGACUCGUCAUGGACGUAACAAGAAGCGCAUCGAGUGUUCGACACGACGGAACGGUCGCCUGGGACCGACCCGCUGGUACACAUAGGAACAUACGGCCUCCCUCCGCUGGGGUGCCUCUGGGGCGGGACAGUCGUCUUGCUUUGGGCCACCGCCAGCCGAGAGCGGCCCGGAACUGAAUCUGACUGACUCCGACGAUGAACUUGCCGCGAAACGACAGUCUAGGGGUGAUGUAAACUUAUGGUGGCUCUGCUG
Fomitopsis serialis is the source of this 327-nucleotide messenger RNA. RefSeq lists its product as uncharacterized. The transcript has a single exon. Lineage: Eukaryota; Fungi; Basidiomycota; Agaricomycetes; Polyporales; Fomitopsidaceae. The record is from RefSeq and is a predicted model, not a curated record. The coding region runs from base 84 to 251 and encodes 55 amino acids.